Molecule: messenger RNA, 946 nt
Organism: Talaromyces stipitatus ATCC 10500
Lineage: Eukaryota; Fungi; Ascomycota; Eurotiomycetes; Eurotiales; Trichocomaceae
Product: GPI anchored protein, putative
Exons: 3
Coding region: 242-946 (234 amino acids)
Source: RefSeq, a predicted model, not a curated record
GGACCGUUGGCUCAAAGAAAAAUUACAUUAAAUAGUCCGACCCUCUCUCCGCCAUGUGGUUUUAAACUUAUGUUGAUCCGUUCUUUUAUUUCGAUUUGAACCUUAGAAACCGAUCACACUCGUUAUAACUUGCAUUUUUCGAACUGAAGUCAUUCGUUUAAACUCAGUUACGUUCUAUUCAUUCGUUUACGACAUUAUUGCUUAAUAUUUUUAUUUAUUCAUACCACAUAUAUACAGCAAAAUGCAUUCUACUACCGUUGCUAUCGCUCUCAUGAGCUCCGUCGUCGCCGCUCAGUCCGCCGUGACCACUCUGUUCAUUCCUGGAUUUGAUAAUCAGCCUCUUGUUGCGUCUAUUAUUGGUGGUAAUGCCGCUGCGACCACAUACUUCAUCGAAUGUGCUCCGGGUACCGAUGCUUCCGACUGUGGCGCUGGGAUGGGCUUCACUCUGACUGAGGGACCCAAGACUGCACAUAUCCAAAUGGUUUACUCUGCUCUUUCCGCCGAUGUCCAAUGUGACCUCAACACCGCUGCCUCCGAGGCUGCCUGCGUCGAAACCGUCGGCGGUGCCGAAGCAAACUUCCCCGGCACAACAUCCACCACCCUUAGUGCUACUGAUUACGCCUCUGCCUUUAUCCCCGUGACUAUUACCGCGGGAUCUGCCACCGGUGCUCCUGCCACAACUGCUGCCUCCGCUACCGCGCCUACCGCUACUGCCACUGGUGCCACUUCUGGCGCCUCUGCUGCUACCACCGCUGCUUCUACGGCUGCUUCUACUGGUAAGGCGGUUACUUCUGCCGGAUUGUCGACCGUUGCUAGCUCUGCUACUACCGGUUCAGCUUCGGCAAAGUCUUCUGCUGUGAGCACCGGUGGCAUGCCUCAGGUUACUGGAAAUGCGCAAUGGGCGAUGGGUGGUGUUGCUGUUGCUAUGGCGCUGGCUGCUUUGUAA